Messenger RNA from Rotaria sp. Silwood2, 666 nucleotides. Lineage: Eukaryota; Metazoa; Rotifera; Eurotatoria; Philodinida; Philodinidae. The record is from the annotation of a GenBank genome assembly.
AUGAGUACUGAUAUGAAUGAACGACCAAGUUAUUGGAAUUGCUAUGGCUGCCAAAGAAUAAUUUUUGAUGGCGAAUUUCGCUUCAAUUGUACUGUCUGUAAUGAUUAUGAUUACUGUGAAACAUGUGUAAAGACGAUUCAUCCACCACACCCUCAUCAAAUGACACGUGAAUUGGCCUAUGGACCAGCAGAGAAUAGCGAAUGGGGACCAAGAAAUAUGAUAACUGCCAUUCAAAGAGCAUUUAAGAUUUAUAGUAAUCGUUAUUGCAUGGGUGUUCGAAAUUUUAAUGAAACAAAUCCUUCAGUAUAUACGGAUUCAUACUCUUGGAUAACAUAUAAAACUGUGGGUGAUCGAACAAAAAAUUUUGGCCAUGGACUACGACGUUUAAUUGAACCACGUGGUUAUCUUGGCAUUUGCGCGGCAAAUCGACCUGAAUGGAUAAUCACUGAUCUUGCAUGCAUGCUUCAGAAUAUUAUCACUGUUCCAAUCUAUUGUUUGUUUAAAGAUUGUGAAGUUGCUUAUGUUAUUAAUAAUACUCAAAUAUCUGUAGUAGUUUGUGAUAAACAAAUGCUACCUCGAUUUACUCGAUUAGGUGCAGAAUGUCCAUCAUUGCGUCAUAUCGUAUGUAUGGAUUCUAUUUCUGAGAAAAUGCUAGGUAAAUGUUAA